Molecule: messenger RNA, 3942 nt
Organism: Raphanus sativus (radish)
Lineage: Eukaryota; Viridiplantae; Streptophyta; Magnoliopsida; Brassicales; Brassicaceae
Product: kinesin-like protein KIN-6
Exons: 18
Coding region: 73-2709 (878 amino acids)
Biological process (GO): microtubule-based movement
Cellular component (GO): kinesin complex; microtubule
Molecular function (GO): microtubule binding; ATP binding; microtubule motor activity
Source: RefSeq, a predicted model, not a curated record
AUCAAAUUAGAAAAUUGAAAUUGAAAUUGAAAAAAAAACGCUCCAUUUUUCCGCCAGAGGGAAGAGAGAAGGAUGGAGGAGUUGAGUCCAAUGCCACCGUGUCCCUCCACCGUAACAGUACGACGGAACCCUCCUCGAAAAGCCAGAGCCACUCCGUACACCACCACCGCCGCAGCUAAACCACCUCCCUCCGAGAACACUCACGACGUUCCUUCGUUUCCGAUCGACGAGAUUCUCUCCAUCCACAUCCCUCAACCCGAACCACCGCCCAAGUCUUCCGUUUCAGAGAGCUUGAAGAUCUUCCUGAGAAUCAAACCCUUGAGGAUCUCGAACAAGGUGACGGCGGCGGCGGUAAAGAGCAGACCUAGAAACGUGUGGCCUCAAAACCCUACGAAGAAGCACAACAACAACAUGGCGAAAGAGAGUAGUAGGAGUAAGAAGAGGGAAGAAGCUUGUAUCACUCUCAACGAUUCUUACUCGGUCACGCUGACUCCUCCUCAAGCGUUGCAAGAGCUUAAACGAAGCAAGACUGAGGUCUUUGAAGGCUUUUCUCAUGUUUUCCCUCCCAACUGUUCACAGAGCGAUGUGUAUGGUAAGAUGGUUCAACCUUUGUUGGAGGAUUUCAUUAAUGGGAAGAGUGGAAUGUUGGCUGCCUUGGGUCCUAGCGGCUCUGGCAAGACUCACACUGUCUUUGGAACUCCCAAGGAUCCUGGUCUUGUUCCCCUUACUCUCCGUCAACUUUUCAACAAGACUUCUCCUGUGUCUUUCAGGUCAUUUUACUUGUCGAUAUUUGAGAUAUGCUCUGAGCGAGGGAAAGGGGAGAAAGCUUAUGAUUUACUUGGAGAUGGAAGCUCCGAAUUGUCUGUGCAGCAAUCAACCAUCAGGGGUUUGAAAGAGGUCCCGAUCCAUAAUUUGGAGGAAGCAGAGUCCUUGAUUGGACAGGCGAUGCUGAAACGUGCUACAGCUACAACAAAUUCAAAUAGCCAAUCAAGUCGCUCACAAUGCAUCAUUAACAUAAGAGCAGCAUUCGAUGGCGUUUCUAACGAAACAAAAAUGCAGUCCAGUGAUGCUAUGCUUACUAUAGUCGACUUGGCGGGAGCAGAAAGGGAGAAAAGAACUGGCAAUCAGGGUGAGAGGUUGGUUGAGAGUAAUUUCAUCAACAAUACAUCCAUGGUUUUUGGUCAAUGUUUGCGGUCGCUGUUGGAGUACCAGAAGAACCGAAAGAAGGGACUGCAGAAACAUCAUCAAAAUUCUCUGUUAACGAGGUACUUGCGAGAUUAUCUAGAAGGAAAAAAGAGGAUGGCUUUGAUUAUAACAGUCAAAGCCGGAGAAGAAGACUAUCUUGAUACCUCUUAUCUUCUGAAACAAGCAUCUCCGUACAUGAAAAUCAAAUUUGAUAACACUGAGGAAGUUUGCAACAAGAGGCAGCUCAAAACAUUUCCAAGAGUUGAGAAAAACAAGAAAAUGAAACUCAGUGCUCCCAAGACUUCCCAAAUUGCAGAGAUUGUUGCUGGAGAAAAAAAAGAAAUUGCUGAGAAAGUGAGUUCGGAGGGAAAGAAAGCUGAUCAAACGGAGAAACUAUCUCCAAAGCUGGAGGAUAACAACGAGAGAGAGCACAUCAUCAUGCGGAAUUUUGCUAAAGCCGUGUGGAGCGUCCUCAAGCAGUACAACGAGAAAUUAAAAGUUGCAGAAGGUGACAUUUGCAGUCUCAAGGAAAGCCUUGCAAACGAACAACUCAAGUCACAGGGGUUAGAGAAAGAGUUGAUCAGUCUCAAGUCUUCUUGCCUAUUUUCUAACUCAAACCUGGCAGAACCGUGUCUACCUGAAGUAGGUGCACUUGUCCAUGCAAAAGAAGAGCUCGAUUCUGACACAAGUUUGGCUCAUGCGAAUAGGAAUCUCGAUGAUGAUCCUUUCAACCUUAUCGAGUCCAGAAGAGAAGUAACCGCAGAAGAAUGCAAUGAGUCCCCUGUACCAAACAAAAAACUAGUUCCUGGCUUAGGAAAGGAAGAAAUCUCCUGUGACGAGCAAAAAUGUGGCAAGCAAGAUAAUCCUUGCAACCUUAUGGAUUCAAGAAAAGAAGUCACUGGCACUGCAGAAGAAUGCAAUGAGUCUCCUGUCCCAAACAAAAUUGUAGUUCCUGGCUUAGGAAGCGAAGCAAUCUGCUGUGACGAGCAAGAAUGUGGCAAGAAAGGUGAUCCAACAGCUUCACCAGAACAAGUUGAAGUUAGCCUCAUCAACGACCGGCUCUCUAACAUUCAAACAAAAUCUGCAGUAUCCCGCAGAUUUUCAGAUUCAGUGAAACAAGAAAGACUCAGAAGACUGUUGCCAGACUCAUCCAGAGUGCUAGCUGAGGAAAUGGAUGACUUGGACAUCAAGGAUAAGCAGAUUGAUAAACCACAGGUUAAAUUAGCCGAGACUCGUGAUCAAGAGAAAUCAGAAUCAACUGAGAGUCGUGAAAUUGAAAUCCCUGCCCGUGAAACAGAACCUGCAUCAACGAAAAAACAGAAGAAAGAACAGAAGAAACCAAGAAGGAGGCUCCAACCUGCUUCAUCAGUGUUAUUAACAAGAGAAAUAAACACGUUAGAGAUCGAGGAUGAUGUGGCCGAGCCAAAGGGGACAAGAGGUGGAAAGAAGAGUACAAUGGCACAACCGAGAAGCCAAGGGAGUGUCACACUCCUCCGUCUCCUCACAAACAAUCUUCAUCUCUGACAAAGAAAACUUUUUUUUUUUGCUAAGAAUGUUAAUAUCAUUAACUGGUAAUGAAAUAGAUUACAAGUGGUGAAACUUGAAAUCCAAAAAGCUUCAAGAAGCUACUUUGGUUGUACAAGCCGCAAAAAAAGAUUAAAAAAGCUUGUAGAACAUAAUAGGACUAAUCUAGUAAACUAGAUUAAUGCUAAGGCUAAUGAUGUGUCUCUUUGCACUGAUCACUUGAAGAGUUGAGAUGACUGAGCCGCCUUAAGCUGGAACCUGCAAAAGGAGUAGGCCUCAAAGAAGUCUGAUAACCAGAGUCCCCUUGGGCGGGAGGCUGCAACUGCAUUAGCCGGAAGAGGUGACCAAGCUCUGCAUCAGCCUAUACAACGCUACCAACUCCAGAAGUACCAACAACAGCAAACCUUAAGAGAUUCUUGAGCUUCACGGUGUGGACGCAGGCGGUAGGGAAACGGCAGAAACCGGCCACAGACCAAGUCGGAAGGCUCGACAAAACUCGUAAAAGGCAGCUAACAUCUUCGGACAGCCAAAAGACAAUCAAAUGAUUUAAGGGCAGUGUGAGACAUAGCUCACAAAUCAGGCGAGAGCUACUACGGAAGGUGAGAGACUCCAGACGCCACGGCGGCAUAACUACGGGACAGCCCAAGAUCCCUUACCGAUCUGCGAAGAGGAGGAGCUCACCGGAACCAAAGUGCAAAGAGACAGAUCGAGCGACAGAGAAUCCUCCACGAUGGCCCCCACACCGUGCAUCUGCCGGAAACAGAGAAGAGGAACUCACACUGACCAGAGGAAAACAAAUCGACGACAGAGGGUUUGGAGAACGGUAAGGAAGGUUCCAGGAGAGGCAGCGACGCUCUCCAUUCCCGACGAACCGUGGACCCCUAGAUCUGACCCAGAUCUAAGAAAAGACCCUUUGUUGCAAGAGAAUCCCUACUGGCUACACCCAUCGCUUCAGCUUGCUGCACCUCGCUUCUCCUCCAGCGGCUUGACAGACGCCCGCCUCGCCGUUGAUUAGUCACCGGUGAACCAGAGAGGACCAGAGGAAAAAAGCAUAUCGGAGCAGAUGGAGAGGAGAAGGAUGGUGGAGGAAGGCAAAAGAAGGGAAGAAGGAAACGCCGGGGUGGCGGAGGAGACCCGCUCAGCUAGCUUGCCGUCGAUCUCCUCCACCGGAACAGAGAUCAGAUGUUGGCGGCGCUAGGGUUUCAAGAGAUUUGGGGGAGAGACUCUAGAGAG